UUCCAAUAAAGUGACGAGCGGCCAACAGAAGCCGCUUCACUUUAUGCUGUUCGUCUGUCUCCCUGUUAGUUUAGAGCGUGUGCUUUGCUAGACAAAUUUUGUUUUUUUUUUAAACUCCUUCACUCUUUUAUUUGUCAAAAUGCAGUCUGUUCGCUCGCCUCUUUCCGUCUACAACGAGAACAAGUUGAGCGGUGACGUAAGCACCAUGUCGCUGGAUAAAGAAAACACGCCUCCGAGCCUGAGCACUGCGCGCAUCUUGGCGUCGAAAACCGCGCGCAAAAUUUUCUCCGACACUCCGAACAAAGGUGUUAAGAGUGGCGGUGAGGAGGUGGAACCUCUACUGAAGGACAACCCCCGCCGCUUUGUCAUCUUCCCCAUCCAGUACCACGACAUCUGGCGCAUGUACAAGAAGGCCGAGGCGUCUUUCUGGACAGCAGAAGAGGUGGACCUGUCCAAGGACCUGCAGCACUGGGAGACUCUGAAGGAAGACGAGAAGUUCUUCAUCUCUCACGUGUUGGCCUUCUUCGCCGCCAGCGACGGCAUCGUCAACGAGAACCUGGUGGAGCGCUUCACACAGGAAGUGCAGGUGACGGAGGCGCGCUGUUUCUACGGUUUCCAGAUCGCCAUGGAGAACAUUCACUCUGAGAUGUACAGCCUCCUCAUUGACACCUAUAUCAAAGACCCCAAAGAAAGAGAGUACCUCUUCAACGCCAUCGAGACCAUGCCGUGUGUUAAGAAGAAGGCUGACUGGGCGCUAAACUGGAUCGGUAACAAGAACGCCACCUAUGGUGAGCGUGUGGUGGCCUUUGCUGCCGUGGAGGGGAUCUUUUUCUCUGGCUCCUUUGCUGCCAUCUUCUGGCUGAAGAAACGUGGCCUGAUGCCCGGCUUGACGUUCUCCAACGAGCUCAUCAGCAGAGAUGAGGGUCUCCACUGCGACUUCGCUUGUCUGAUGUUCAAGCACCUGCUCAACAAGCCAUCCGUCCACACAGUCACCACCAUCAUCAAGAACGCGGUGGAGAUUGAACAGGAGUUCCUGACUCAGGCACUGCCUGUCAAUCUCAUCGGGAUGAACUGCAAGCUAAUGAAGCGUUACAUAGAGUUUGUCGCCGACAGGCUGAUGAUGGAGCUCGGCUUUGACAAGAUAUACCGUGUGGAGAACCCCUUUGACUUCAUGGAAAACAUCUCUCUGGAGGGAAAGACCAACUUCUUUGAGAAGCGUGUUGGCGAGUACCAGAGAAUGGGUGUCAUGGCCGCCACCACUGGCAACACCUUCACGCUGGAUGCUGACUUCUGACCACACACACUCCUCUGCAGCUCCUGGAUUGUGUCUUUUAUUGUAAAUAGCUUUUUCUAAUAAAAUGUAUUUAUGUCUUAUGUUUGUCUUGGUGACCUGAUGAUGGUUGAAUUGUUGAC
Messenger RNA from Dunckerocampus dactyliophorus (ringed pipefish), 1413 nucleotides. Its product is annotated as ribonucleoside-diphosphate reductase subunit M2-like. Gene Ontology annotation, molecular function: ribonucleoside-diphosphate reductase activity, thioredoxin disulfide as acceptor. Gene Ontology annotation, biological process: deoxyribonucleotide biosynthetic process. Gene Ontology annotation, cellular component: cytosol. The transcript has 10 exons. The record is from RefSeq and is a predicted model, not a curated record. Bases 140 to 1294 code for a protein of 384 amino acids. Lineage: Eukaryota; Metazoa; Chordata; Actinopteri; Syngnathiformes; Syngnathidae.